UCAAUUCUUUACCUCGUUCAUCUUCCUUGCCUUGCUACUGCCAUAUUACAUGCUUACAUUCUGAAUUCUCAAAAUCAAUGCACCAGCAUGUUACUGAUAUUACCUGUGGCAUAAUGCUUAAUUUCUUUUAAGAACAUCUCUUCAGAUGUGGAGACUACAGAGUAAUUGCAUAUGCAGAAGUAUGUGUUUUAUGCUUGAAGUAGAAUAGCAUUUAGUUUUAAAGGACCACUCAAUACCAGAAGAUCUGUGCGAGUUAUCUGGGAGAAAAGAAGAUAAAAAAACUAGCACAAUUGAUUUCUUAAGAUCUUUUUCCUUUUCCAAAUAUGUUGUUAAACAGAGCGACUAUUAAUUGAAGAUGCUAGAGGGAAUUUGGCUUCAAGUAAUGAUCAAUUGGCCUGAGAAUAAUUGAUGCUAAUUGUUUUGGAAUAAAAAGAUUCAUGUAGCGAACAUUAAUAGCUUGGCUAUGUGAAAGUUAAAGAUGUAUGUUCUGUUUCGUGGUCCAACUAGCAGUUACUACUCCUUGGUAAAAGGGCAAGUAUGGUUAGAUGAAAAGAUAGGUAAAGAUUGAUAAAUUAUUUUGUGUGGUGAAACUGAGUUCAUCUGUUAUCUAUAUUAGCUUCUAAUGCUGUGUACAAAAAUUGGGUCCCUCUUCCCUUGUAAUAUAUUUUGGGUCAGAAUAUUUUGCUGUUGAACCAGUUCUAUAUGUAGAUUUCUUAUUAGUUUCCAUGUUGAAUAAAGCUCGAUCUCCAGAUCUGAUACGAUCACUUCAUUGCAUCACUAUAAUUAAUGCUACUGCAUAGCAAGCAAUAAUAACUGCUCCCCCGUAAUUUGCAGAAGUAAAUCAGGAGAAAUUGUAGAAGCUGGCGAUCUCACAUCUUUGUUGACUCAAAACCUCUGAGAAACCAUACAUAGAGUUGCGGCAGGUGCCAUUGCAAAUUUAGCAAUGAAUGGAGCUGAUAAUGAAUCAAGGGGUAAUUAGUUUGUUAUCUAUCACAGCAGCCAAUGGUGAAGAUCCAGAAACCCUUCGAAUGGUUGCUGGAGCCAUUGCUAAUCUUUGCGGAAACGAUAAAUUACAGAGCAAGCUAAGGGCAGAAGGUGGCAUUAAGGCAUUGCUAGGAAUGGUCAGAUGUGGGCAUCCAGAUGUUCUUGCACAAGUUGCCUGUGGGAUUGCAAAUUUCACAAAAUUCGAGUCUAGGGCAUCUACACAAGGUAAAAGACUAUUAAAAAGGUCUUCCUGUGGUUGUCUUCAAGACUUCAAUUGUAUUCUGUGCUUAUCAAAUACUAUUAAAGAAUUAUUGCAUUGAAACAUAUACAGUUUAAUCAUCCUUUGGACUGAGCUAAUCUGG
Molecule: messenger RNA, 1346 nt
Organism: Rosa rugosa (rugosa rose)
Lineage: Eukaryota; Viridiplantae; Streptophyta; Magnoliopsida; Rosales; Rosaceae
Product: kinesin-like protein KIN-UA
Exons: 3
Coding region: 948-1304 (118 amino acids)
Biological process (GO): nucleus-vacuole junction assembly
Molecular function (GO): protein-membrane adaptor activity
Source: RefSeq, a predicted model, not a curated record